Neolamprologus brichardi is the source of this 4392-nucleotide messenger RNA. RefSeq names its product La ribonucleoprotein 4Ab (gene larp4ab). Gene Ontology annotation, molecular function: mRNA 3'-UTR binding. The record is from RefSeq and is a predicted model, not a curated record. Gene Ontology annotation, cellular component: cytoplasmic stress granule; cytosol. NCBI's taxonomy places the organism in Eukaryota, Metazoa, Chordata, Actinopteri, Cichliformes, Cichlidae. Gene Ontology annotation, biological process: positive regulation of translation.
ACCCAGUUUUGUCCGAACUGCAUGCUGUCACACUUCACAUUUUAAAACCUCUCCUUGCUUUUACUUUUCCUACUGCGACAACUCAAACGUAUUGGACUGCGUCUUUUCAAAGCUAAUUCAAGGCUGUUUGGCAGUACUCGGUUUCCUGAGGUCACCGAUGGUUGCUAUGCUGCGCUGCUGUUGCCGUGGAGGCGGAGUGCAGCCUGUCGGGACGGUCGGUUGAAGAUAGAGGACGUAACUGUCACAUGCUGGAGGAGCGUAGCGAAGUUUAUCUGCGGGAUGAGGAUCUGAAUGGAAGAAAUUCAUGAGUAAAAUGGAUAGUGCUUGUUGAAAAAAGUAUAGCGAAAAAAGUUUUCGGUGUCUUAAAGAUAACAGAUCUCAAAGUUGUCGUGCGCGCGGACGUGCCUUUGGAACUGGAGCGCGAGCUGUCGUUUAACCGUACUGCCGCAGUUGUUGGAAGAGACGUUAAUUAAACGUAGACACCAAGAUCAGCAACUUCGACUUACGAUAUUUAAUAGCAAACUUUGCACGACUAUUGAACUAUCGGUUCCCCGCGACUGACGAGGACCUACGGAGAAGAUCAAAUCAGCAUGGUUACCACAAAGGGAGCGGGCCUGAACCCCAAUGCCAAAGUGUGGCAGGAGAUCCCUGCCCAACAGAGUGAGAGUCCUGAGGAGAUGGACAAUGCUCCAUGGCUCAAUACCUGCCCUCCUCCUGCUGAAAUGACCGAAGAUUACUCAGAUGUUCCCUCUUCAGGAGGUAAAGGAUACUACAGUGAAAACGUGGACAGCACUGCUGAGUAUACCCCUGUGAAUGACAUCAGUCCGUCUGACCAGGGGUUUUUAGGCUUUGACCCACAGUGUGAAUCCACCAUAGAUAAUGCAUCUGAGGUGCAGGCGAUGUCCGAAGAGAGUUUGAGACAGUCUUUAAAGGAACGUCUUGAGUUCUUCUUUUCUAGAGAGAAUCUUUCAAAGGACCUCUACUUGAUAUCCCAGAUGGAUGGUGAUCAGUUUGUUCCCAUUUGGACACUUGCUUGUAUGGAGAACAUUAAAGCUCUUACCACUGACAUGGACCUCAUUCUGGAUGUACUGCGAGCCUCCCCCAUGGUGCAAGUUGAUGAAACUGGGAAGAAGGUUCGACCAAACCACAGUCGCUGCAUCAUUAUUCUAAGAGAAGUGCCGGAGACGACCCCAGUUGAGGAAGUAGAGGCUCUUUUUAAGAGCGAACACUGCCCGAAACUGUUAAGUGUUGAGUUUGCGCACAACAGCAACUGGUACAUAACUUUUCAGUCAGACAUGGAUGCACUACAGGCUUACAGAUACCUAAGAGAGGAAGUUAAAAUGUUCCAAGGGAAACCAAUCAUGGCCCGCAUUAAGGCCAUUAAUACAUUCUUUGGCAAGAAUGGCUUCUGUAGUGUCCAGGAUUCAGGUGUGUACAGUCAACAUGCUCCGCUGCAGGCCCCGUAUGACUCAAGUGCUCCAGUGUACAUGCAGUCGAUGUACAGCCCUCAGCAGCAAUACCCUGUUUAUCCUAUUGUGUCUCCCUCCUGGAAUCCUCAGCCAUCAAACAUGCCUUAUUUCGAAACACCGCUGGCACCUUUCCCCAACAGUGGAUAUAUGAAUGGUUACAGCAGUUCCGGGAACUACAAAGCUAACUCAAGCUCCAUCAACACACAUGCUGCUAUGACCAGGAACCGAAAUCAUUUAAAAGGUCAUCCCAGGCCUGGAGAUGUGCACUCUUCUUUUGCUCCAAGGAACCAGUUGGAUGGUGUGUCUGGUCCACAGGUCCUGCAAACACAACAGCUGAUCUCUCUGGCCUCCUUCAACCUUAAAGAUGUGAGCGGGUCUGGACGGGGCAGAAGAGGCCCCAGUAGAAGCACAAGGAGAAAAAGGGAAGAUGAGCAGGCAACGAAGCCCGUCCCUGUACCGGAGGCCAAGGCAUCGCAUCCAAAGUUUGACCUGGCAGCCUCCAAUUUUCCACCUCUGCCAGGAUCUGUGGUCAGUAUGCAGGAGGAAAGUGUCCCUGAGAUGCGCCUUUCUGAUAUUGUGCGUGGCCUGAAGGUGACAAACAAGUCUGUCAGCAAAGAUGUUCCCACAAACAUCGCAGAAGGUCCUGUAAACAAACCUGAUCCUGUAAUUCCACCUAAACCUGCUGUUGUGUCCACACAAACAACCACUCCACCAGUCUCAAGUGAUUCUCUUGUAGUAAAGGAAGAGGAUAAAACUGAAGCUCCUGUAACAAAGGAAAAUGUCUCCUCGUCCACACAAGCUCACACACAAUCACCGUCAGAACAUGCUCCCUCCACCUGCAGCCAGGCUCUUUCUACCGAAACCUCUUCAUCGCCUCCCACAUCCCCAACAUCAGAACCGGGUCUAAAAAAGCUCAGUUAUGCAGAGGUGUGCCAGAAGCUGGCCAAAGAACCGCUGCCAGCACAGAUGCCCUCUCCCUCCACUCCCACCUCUUCAGACAGCCAACCCCUGCAAGAGCUCAAGGUAAACAGGGUGGAGGAGCCUCGUCCCAAUGGCCGACAAACUGCAGAGAAACGUGGAGAUAAACGGCCUCCUCGGCAACCACUGCGCUCCUUCAGAGGGGGAAGUGGCCAAGCCAGAGUCCGAGAGCCAGGGCAGAAGAUUCGGGAACAUCAGAAGGGCCUGAACACUGGGAAACGAUUUUCACCACAGCGGGCAGCCAGACGCAGUGGCAAAGAACAGAAUAUCCCUCCAAGUUCACCAAAGUAACCAAAGGGUGGAGAAAAAUGAACUGAAAACAGAAAAGAAUAUAUGUACAUAUGUAAUAUAUAAAGACAGAUGCCUAUAUUUCAUUUCAUGAGUUCGUCACAUCUCUUUAGAGAUGCUGAACUUUGCUGAAAGUAGUGUCACGAUAUGAUAUGAGAAUAUCCCUGUACAUUUGUUGAAUUUGUGGCAUCUACAUCUGUGGUUUAGAAAAUAUGAGACCUUGUAUCUCUUUUUUUAAACAUGUAAUUAACAAGUAAUCUGAAAAACUAGUAUCUAUUGUCAGUUAUCCAUGGACUUGACGUGUUCAGCUUUAGAGUGGGUUGAACUUUUGAAAGGUAAGAGUAGCAAUAUUUGUAGAAAUGUUUGUAGACACUUGUUCUACGACUAGUGAAUCUUGUCUUGAACUUAUAAUACUUGUUGGGUUUUGUGUUUUGCAAUAAUUUUCCUUUGUGGCGCAAAUAUUGGAUCAAUACCGCUAACAUUGGAAUAAGUGGAGCAGAUCUGCUUAUGUCAUUUUUACUAGACUUUACAAAACUUUCUUUUUUCAUAAAUUAUAAAUAUCGAAUUAUUCUAUCAGUGCUAAUGGUUGGUGGAUGUAGGCAGGAAAGUGUUUGACCAGAUCUUGGUAAUGUUGGCAUCUGCUUUGUAAAGUACAACUAAAAAGGGUUUGUUUGUUUGUUUUCAGCUAACUUUGGUUUCUAUUUCACAAAACCAGUGUACACUGGGAUUAGGUAAAUAAUCCAGUUAACUAGGUCAUUGUAGUAAUUUGGUGUUUGUGGUUCCUUCAUAGUUUCAGAUUGUUGAAGUGGAACAGUCAUGCUGACUCAAGUCUUCGUCAGUGAACCCUCUUUACUGCUAAAAUAUUAUGAAUGGCCUGAGGGACAGGGAGCAGAAAUUUUCCCCUCAAUGUUGAAUGUUUUCACUGCUUGAUUUCAAAAGUAGCAUUUUUAUUGCUUGAAUCACAUGUGCUAUCAAAAUGAUGAAUGUAGCUGUGGAUCUCAAACCAUUUUUUUAUUUUAUUUUUUUUAAUGAUUUUAACAUGUAUGUGGUUUUGUGUAUGCAAAUUCAGUUUUCGUUUGUCCACAUGGUAGUGUAUUUUAUGUUGUUAGCGUUGACUACAUGUUAUUCGGUGUUUGUAAUGUUGAUGAAUUGGUGUGUAGACUAAUGUUUAUUAGCGGUUAGGUUCUGAUCUGUAAUGCAGCUUGUGGCUUGACAAUGAAUAUCUUUCAGUUACAAAUGACAGAAGGGUAUUGGGAUGGAUUUUUCAAUUUGUACUUAGAUUUUCUUAAAUAUGGUUAAAAGAGAUGAGCAAUUUAAGAUAGAAUUCAGAUGUUAACAGGGAAUUUACAAAACAGGCUGUACACUGUAGUAAUCAGUAGUUUAUACUGGGUUUUUUGUUUUGUUUUUAAAGUGUGCAGCUGACUGACACUGCUUGUGUUUUAGACUAUAAGGAGUUAUCAAACCAAACUCUGAGUGCCUUAAUGGGAUUUAAUUUCAUUAUAAAAAUGCUGUAAAGGGUGUAAACUUGUCAUAAUUAACGUGAUAAAGUUCACAAAACCACCUCAUUUUGAGGCAACAAAAGUUUCAGUUCAUUCUGUAGGACUUGCCCUGUGUGCAUUUUAUUUUUAACUUACCAAAACAAUUUCAAUCCUGAUUU